This is a messenger RNA of Guillardia theta CCMP2712, 1176 nucleotides long. RefSeq lists its product as hypothetical. Gene Ontology annotation, molecular function: protein binding. Bases 1 to 1176 code for a protein of 391 amino acids. Gene Ontology annotation, cellular component: cytoplasm; nucleus. The transcript is spliced from 13 exons. The record is from RefSeq and is a predicted model, not a curated record. NCBI's taxonomy places the organism in Eukaryota, Cryptophyceae, Pyrenomonadales, Geminigeraceae.
AUGAGGAGGACGAGGAGCAAUGAGAAAGCCCCGUCUAACGAGAAGUUCCAGCCCGGCAUGUCGAUCCUCAAGCUCAGCCAGUCAGGCGCGGCGAGCGUGCUGAUGGAAGCCAUCAGGAACGGAGGGAACGUGGACGAGAAGGACAGCUAUGGCUCGUCAGCCUUGCAUCGAGCAGCGCGCGGAGGGAACGAAGAGGCGGUCCGUGUGCUCCUGGAAGCCAAGGCCGCAGUUGAUGCCAGGGACAGGAAGAUGAUGACUCCUCUGCAUGAAGCAUGCUCGGGCGGCCAUCGGCGAUGCGUCGAGCUCCUGCUGCAGUAUCGAGCUGAUCCCAACACCAAGAAGACAAACUCGAGCGUUACCAACGGAGGCAUUUCGCAGCCUGCCAUGGACAUCUCGACUGCAUCGAGAUCCUCGUCGCUGCCAAGGGGGAUGUGUUGGGAGGAAACAGAGCAGGAGAAUGUCCACUACAUGUUGCUGUACGAUCAGAUCACCUGCCUAUCGUCCGCCAUCUCCUGGUGCGCCUGCCGACGGCAGCAGCAGCAGGUGUUUGCUCAGAUCUCUAACAGGACAGAAUGUGCCCGGGCUCUGCUGGACAAGGCAGCCAGCCUGGAAGGUGGAGCAAAGCGCUUGAUGCUCCAAGGAGACUGCGGGGACUCGAUCCCGCUGCAUGAAGCUGCGGCGGGAGGGCACGCGAAGCUCGUCGAGUUGCUAGUCGAUCGGGAUUCCCCCGUUGACAGCCAAGACAAGCACGGGAGGACCUCGCUGCUGUGUGCGAGUGAGGAGCGGCACCUUGAGACCGUCCGUUUCCUCAUCCAGAAAGGCGCCCUCCUGCAGCGAGAACAUCCUCAGGUGAUUGCAGCGCUGGAGGGGAAGCCCGCUUCAUCGAUCCAGCCAAGUUUCCUCCAGCAGGCUGUCGCGAAAGUCUCACCAGUGGCCAACGCGAUCUUUCAGUCUCUUGAGGAAAACUCCAACAAAGAAGUCAAGGAGCAGGACGAUGUUCCAACGGGAAAGCAGAGGAGGAAGGCGUCGAGACAACUGAGGAAGCAGAGAGCGCAGGAAGAAAACUUAGCCAGCACAGAAAACAACCCGAUUCUUAAUCCGAUCUACGUCAACCGUACAAGAAGCGCUCGAUCAGAAAUGUCUCGCGUGAGUGUUUCGGUUCUCCAAGUUAACUAA